AUGGCUGCCGCUACUGUUGUCAAUCCGAACGACCCCAGUGCGCCAGUUGUGCAAAAGUAUGUUCUUGAAGCAGCGAAGCGCUUGAGAGAGGAUGGUAUGAAUCAGUAUGAGCAGCUUCACUUUAGUGAAAACGAACGUCUGCACAGUCUGAUUAAAGAUAUAUGGGCCGAUCACGAUGCACUUGAUGCACUUCCUUUGCCCAUUGAGAAUGAUGGCCGCGUCAAGUUUUUGAUCCUUAGGGCCGAGAUAGGCGGAAUUAUCAUGUCGAUUAAGUUGACCAAAAAGGGAUUCAACCCCGAAGAAAUACUUAUGGUUGAUACUGUCGGGGGGUUGGAGGGACAUGGUAUUGGAUUGCAUUGUGACUUUGAGUCAUAUUACCAUUUUCCCUUUUUGGAAGACACAGGCUAUAUGCCUAAGAAAAAGGAUUCCUCCAGUUUUGAGAUUCGCAAGUAUCUGGAGCAGCUUGUCGACAAGUUUGGGCUGAAUAGUCGAGUCUUGUUCCGUACGCAAGCCAACAAACUCGAAUGGAAUGACAACACCAAGGCCUGGAGGGCUAGCGUAGUUAUGAGAUGUGGUCUAGAAGGAAAGCAAGAAGAAAAUCCUUUGUUUUACGCCGAGAUGGUUACCAUUGCCACUGGUCCGCUUCCUUACCCAAAAGUACCCAGAGUACCUGGAUUGGCACAGUUUUCCGGGCCAUUACUCCAUGCAGCGCGUUGGAACUACGACAUCACCGGAGGCUCUGCCAAUGACGAAAUGCCAGACAUGGCCAAGCUCAGAAACAAGGUAGUGGGUAUCAUCGGUACAGGUGCCGCUACAAUCCAGCUUGUUCCCCAAACGGCCAAGUUCGCCAAGGAUGUCUAUGUAUUCCAGCGCACACCUCCCCAAAUGUAUUCUCUAGGUCAGUUUGAUACAGAUCCUGAGGAUUGGCAUCAGAGGAUAGCCGCUAAACCUGGGUGGCAACGAGCUCGGAGGAAGGCAUUUGCAGAAACGGUGAUUGGGAAUGGGAAAAUGGAAGAUGAAGACCCCAAUCAUGGCUGGGUUCAAAUAAAAGGCUUCGGCUCCCUCUACGGCAACACUCGGUUUGGCAAUAUUACACGUGAGAAAUUGCAAGAGCAUAUUGGUAAAUUGCUCGCGCUCGAUUCGAAAAACAGCGAAAGAAUUCGCUCGCGGAUAUGGGAGAUUGUUAAAGACAAGGAAAUGGCUGCAAAGAUGACACCUUGGUAUCCGACAUGGUGCAAGCGUCUGACUUUUAGUGACCAGUAUCUGGAAGCCUUUAACAGCAGCAAUAUCCACAUGGUUGACACAGAUGGCGCUGGAAUCGACAGCGUCACGACGAAGGGUGUUGUUGCCAACGGUCAAGAAUACCCAGUUGAUAUCCUUAUUUUAAGCACUGGGUAUCGUUCACCACGUGCUAGAGGGGCUCCAGGGGCGCGUACCGGCACAGAGAUCAUUGGUCGUCAUGGGCGUCAAAUAUCAGAAAAUUGGGAAGCACAGGGCUUCAGCACUUUCCAAGGAAUUCCAACUAACGGGUUUCCCAAUCUCUUUAUACUAGGUAUGGAUCAAAAUACCGCAACAGCAAAUUGGGGUCAUGUCAUGGAUGUGGUGAGCGAGCAUGUGACUUCCGUUAUUGAAAUUGCUUCUAGGCAGACACUGGAUACACCGGGGACUGUAGUGAUUGAACCUUCGGCUGAGGCAGAGGAAGGGUGGGGCAUGGCGAUUGCGAAAGGCUCCGGCCUCUUCGGUGUAAACGUAAUCUGCACGCCAGGGCAUCGAAAUCUGGAGGGUGAGACACUAAAGAUGCCGGCGCCAGAUGACCAUGAAGGAAUGAUGAAGAGGGCAAAGUCAGUGAUUUGGGGCGGAGGUAUAGUGGAAUUUACCCGAAUGUUGGAGAGAUGGCGUGAGGAUGGCAAGUUGGAGGGUCUCGAAGUGACUGUGGGGUGA
This is a messenger RNA of Bipolaris sorokiniana ND90Pr, 1941 nucleotides long. RefSeq lists its product as uncharacterized. NCBI's taxonomy places the organism in Eukaryota, Fungi, Ascomycota, Dothideomycetes, Pleosporales, Pleosporaceae. The record is from RefSeq and is a predicted model, not a curated record. The coding region runs from base 1 to 1941 and encodes 646 amino acids. The transcript has 2 exons.